Messenger RNA from Parastagonospora nodorum SN15, 564 nucleotides. RefSeq lists its product as hypothetical. NCBI's taxonomy places the organism in Eukaryota, Fungi, Ascomycota, Dothideomycetes, Pleosporales, Phaeosphaeriaceae. The record is from RefSeq and is a predicted model, not a curated record. The transcript is spliced from 2 exons. The coding region runs from base 1 to 564 and encodes 187 amino acids.
AUGGCGGCUCUUGGGGUCGCACUGGAUCUCCUGACCUGGACGAUUCCUCACUGUGUCGUCUGGCAAUUGCAGCUCCGACUGGCGCACAAGAUGGCAAUAACAGCCAUUUUUGCAUUGGGAAUACUUAACAUCCUUGUUGGCGGUCUGCGCAUAAGCGUGCUUACUGAGGUGGCCUACGGUAGGGACGUCACUUAUGGUAUAGGUACCUCUUUGAUGUGGGCGAUCGCUCAAAUGAGCACUGGUAUCGUCGUCGCCUGUUGCCCACAUCUCCGACCUCUUUUCGAAAAGAUUGUUCCUAACAAAUUCGUACGAGUGCACACGCGAACGUCGACGCCUCAAGAUUCGCCUCUGCGAACUAGGCAAGCCUCGAUCACCGUAAUGACGAGGAUAGAACUACAAGGCAGCUCGCCAUCACCGGCGAUCAACACUUCAGUCUUCCAUGAAGGGCAUUUGGAACCAUGGGCGCCCACGUUCGUCGUUGGCACAAAUCCUGUAAUGGAAGAAGCGCAGGAUAUAAAAUGCUGUACUGGAUGCAUACCUCUCUGCCCUCGUCAUCUCGCUUGA